Pelagomonas calceolata is the source of this 864-nucleotide messenger RNA. Lineage: Eukaryota; Pelagophyceae; Pelagomonadales; Pelagomonadaceae. The record is from the annotation of a GenBank genome assembly.
CAAAUUUGGCUAAACAGGUUGUGGAUUUGCUCUACAAUUGGAUUUGCAGUUGUGAUAACUUGGACAAUCUGUCAAGAUCACAUUCCUGCAGCCACACAGCAACUUGUGCAAUUCACAGCGCUUGGUUUCGCAAGCAACAAACCGGAGAGCAUGAUGUACAAAGCUGUCAUCCUCGCGACGGCGGCGAGCGCAUUGCAGGCGCCGGUGCCGCGGCGCGCUCCAAGGGCCGCGGCCGUCGCGGCCGUGGCGCCGGCGCCCGUCUGGGUCGCCGGUUCUAUUUUAGGAGGCGCCGCCGGGACGCCGUUCGUCGUGAACCGUGUGGAAAUCAUUUCGGGCACCCCCCACGCCAGCAACGCGACGUUGUCCCCGUAACUGCGGCAGCUCGAGGCAACCUAACUCAAUGUUUGAUUUCCACACAGGUCGUGAAAGCUACUAAUAGCUGGUACUCCGACCCCACGGUGCUCAAACUCCCGUCCUGGACGCCGCCGAACAAAGUAUUUAUGCCGGUCUGGACCGUGCUCUACGGCCUCAUCGGCCUCACGGGAUACCGGGCCGCGGUCAAUAGCGCGCUGCCCGGGCUGGCCGUCGCGCAUUACAUCGCCAACCUGGCGUGGGCGCCGCUGUUCUUCGGGCUCAAGAAGCUCAAGCUCGCGGCCGCCCUGCAGUUUGCGUUAUUAGGAUCGCUCGCGGCCGUCUGGUCGGCCUUCAAGAAGGACGCCCGGCUCCUCAUUCCCUACGCGGCGUGGCUCUCCUACGCCACCAUCCUCAACCUCGCGAUCUGCAGGCUGAACCCGUCCGGCGUCCAGACCGUCGAGGACCGGACGCCGACGGGCGUCGCGGCGCUCUACUAAGUUUAAAUUACAC